Messenger RNA from Ceratitis capitata (Mediterranean fruit fly), 1974 nucleotides. RefSeq names its product putative glycerol kinase 5. The transcript has 10 exons. Lineage: Eukaryota; Metazoa; Arthropoda; Insecta; Diptera; Tephritidae. The record is from RefSeq and is a predicted model, not a curated record. Gene Ontology annotation, cellular component: mitochondrion. Gene Ontology annotation, biological process: glycerol-3-phosphate biosynthetic process; glycerol metabolic process; triglyceride metabolic process. Bases 252 to 1895 code for a protein of 547 amino acids. Gene Ontology annotation, molecular function: kinase activity; phosphotransferase activity, alcohol group as acceptor.
CUUAUUUUAUUAACUAUUUAAUCGAAGAGUGCAACGUAAGUUACCGUCAGUCCGUAUUUCAAUAUGUCCGUAAGCAGUAUAUGCAAGUUGGAAGCUUUUUGAUUCUUAUUCACAUGUGUAUGUAUGUAUGUUGGUAUACAUGCUCGUUUUAACGUAAUAACUGGGGCUAUAUGAAGAAAACGCGAUAAGUAAGGAAGAAGAAGAGAGAUAAUUGAUACCGCGGGUGUAUACAUACACAUGUAUAGUAAAAAAUGGUGUUCGUAGCGACUUUGGAUGUUGGCACCACAACUGUGCGCUGUUUUAUUUUCAAUGCGAAAUGCGAAGUUCUGGGCUCCUCAACUGAAAGGGUUGAUCUGCUAAAUCCCCAACCCGGUUACUUUGAAAUCGAACCGGAAUCUUUGUGGAGAAAAAUUGUGAAAGUAAUCAAUGCCGCAGUUGUGGAAGCACGAUUAAAGCCCACGGACAUAACCUCGUUCGGCUUAUCAACACAACGCUGUACAUUCCUUACCUGGAAUCAUGAGACUCAAGAAUAUUAUCACAACUUCAUUACAUGGAAGGAUUUGCGUGCGAAUGAGUUAGUGGAUCAGUGGAACGCUGGAAUGGCAAUCAAGUCGUUGAAUAUAGUUUCCUAUGGCCUUUACUUGCUAACGCGAAGUAAUCGAUUUUUAGCAGCGAGUGUUCUGAAAAUGAUGAAUGGACAGAUCACAUUAAGGUUACUGCAUUCCUUGGAAAAUAACCCAAGGCUGCGAGAAGCAUUGAAACGAAAGAAGGCACGUGUGGAACUACUGGAUUCCUGGAUACUCUACAAAUUGCGUUCUGGUAACGGUAUAGAUAAAAAUAUUGAUCAUAUCAGCGAUAUAACUUCAGCAACUGCCACAGGUUUAUUUGACCCAUUUACACUCAGCUGGUCGCCUCUGGGGAAGGUACUUUUUGGAAUAGAGCCUUGGUUACUGCCUAAAGUUGUAGAUAAUGGUUACAGAUACUUUGGACAUAUACAUCCAAAUGCUUUGGGACCGGAGUGGCAAAACACAUUCAUAUCUAUAGAAGCUGCUGUGAGUGAUCAAACCGCCGCCUUAUGGGGCUCACAAUGCUUUGAACGUGGUGAUGUAAAGAUAACGUUGGGCACUGGCGCAUUUCUCAAUCUCAACACCGGAAAUGAUUGUCAUGCAUCACUGAUGGGCAUGUACCCGUUGGUAGCAUGGCAAUUUAGGGACAUACAAGAGCGUGCCCAAACGGUUUAUUGUGUAGAAGGAGCAUCACAUGACAUGGGUACAGUGAUAGAAUGGGCACAGCAGUGCGGUUUCUUUACUAGUCCAAUGGAGACCUCAGCAAUCGCUGAGUCGGUGUCGGAUACGAAUGGGGUUUAUUUUAUACCUUCUUUCAGCGGUUUAGGCCCUCCAAUAAAUGAUCACAGAGCAGCAUCGGGUUUUAUUGGUAUUACACCUUCUACGACACGUGAACAUUUGGUGCGAGCCAUAUUGGAGAGCAUAGUCUUUCGAAUCGUUCAAUUAUGUGAAACAGUGGAAAAAGAGAGCAAAUACACUUUGAGGCUGCUUAGAGUUGAUGGCGGUGUCUCACAUAACGACUUUGUUUGCCAACUUUUAGCUGAUGCUACAGGUAGUUGUGUUGAGCGUGCCACGUCCAUUGAAUCAAGUAUAUUGGGGGCCACAUAUAUGGUCGGCUAUAAUUGUGGCUUAUGGAAUAGCUUUGACAAGCUUCGUAGACUACGUCAAAUUGAGCGCACUUUUAUGCCACGUCCCGAGUACUAUACAAGCAUUCGAAAACACAUAGUGAUUUGGUUGAAGGCGAUUGAACGCUUUAAAAAUUGUCUGCUAAGGAGUCGGUGGAAUCAGUCAGGCAUCGAAGUUGAAGCAUCAGAAAGCAUCGGUAGCUAAUACCGCCUGCGGGUUAGGGGCUCAAGAAUUUACCCGCGGCGACUAAAAUCCAAUAGUUCCCGCGACAGUCGGGUCUUUA